This is a messenger RNA of Aspergillus lentulus, 2361 nucleotides long. RefSeq lists its product as uncharacterized. Lineage: Eukaryota; Fungi; Ascomycota; Eurotiomycetes; Eurotiales; Aspergillaceae. The record is from RefSeq and is a predicted model, not a curated record.
AUGGUUCAGACUGAACUAGGUCCUCUACCUGCACCCAGAUACAAGGACGAGCCUGUCGACGACCAUAUCAGGCAUUCGGCGAUUGGACACUCAGGUCUACAUAACUCUCAUCUGCAACACCCUCGUUCAGCAAGCCUUGCGCAGCCGCCAAAACAGACAACUGGUUCUCCUCUUCAGCCCACCACCUCUCUACCUAGUGCACCUAGUGCACCAUACACGUCCCAAGCAUUGGGGAACAGCAUUUUGCAACAUCAUACCGCCCAUUACGCUCAACCGACACACGAACAGAACUACUACUCCUCCAAUCCUUCCUACAGCACAGCAUCUGCAUCCGGACAAUAUUCAUCUAGUGGCCUUCCUGAUAUCAUGGCGUCCACCGCUCAAAUGCAGAGGCCUUAUCCUCCGAUUUACCACACUCCACAGUCAAGCUCUCCGGCAUCAGUCGCUUCUCAAACACAUGAUCAACAUAGCCGAGGACUUUAUGCGCAAUCACCGCAAAUGGCGCCACAGAUGUAUGGGUACCAACCAUAUCCAUCUAUCAACCCUGUACAGCCUCCUCCUUACACAGCGCACACGUCUUCCCAACAGCACCCCCUCACAUCGCAAUCCAUGAUUUUACCUCAUACAAGCACUGCACAGCUAUCUCACCAGCCUCCCCAAGCAUCGUCUGUUACUAUGGCCCCCAGUCCAAUUGCUGUCACAGCGUCUCAACCGACGCCACCGCAGAGAGCAGUGUUGAGCCCACCGCAUUCUGCAUCGGCUGGUGGUCCCCUUUCCGCCAAUAGUAUUCAUCAUACAACUCCAAGCGUCGGUGCAAGCUCCAGCGCAGCACCGGGCCCAAUUCCAGCGACAACUCCUCUCGUAGUGCGACAAGAUAGCAACGGAGUACAAUGGAUCGCGUUUGAGUAUUCUCGAGAUCGUGUGAAGAUGGAAUAUACUAUUCGGUGUGACGUCGAAUCUGUUAAUGUGGACAACCUUAGCCAAGAGUUCAAGACAGAAAACUGUGUCUAUCCUCGGGCCUGCUGCAGCAAGGAUCAAUACAAAGGCAAUCGACUUGUUUAUGAGACGGAGUGCAACGCCGUCGGUUGGGCUCUUGCUGAUUUGAAUCCCGCGCUGAGAGGGAAACGUGGACUCAUUCAACGAGCCGUCGACAGCUGGAGGAACAGCAACCAGGAUCCUCGACUUCGAAGCCGACGCGUGAGGAGGAUGGCCAAAUUGAACCGGCGUCAGGGGCUCCCUGCGCAACCACCUAGCCACAUGGCUGCUGCUCCCCCUGUCCCUCCGGGCAUCCCAGGUGGUCUUGCAGCGCCCAGUCCCCGUCCCGGACUUGGGCCGUUGCCUAUGGGACCCCCACAGCUACACCAUCACCAUGCUCAACCUGAAGGUAGUGGAGGCAAUGAGGAUGUCAGCGGUACCACUGAGUUUUCGAACGGUACCGAUCGUCAGCCUGCUGCUGCGGAGGCUCCCCUCACAUCAGGACAUACAGUCACAGAUAUCCGCACCGCACAGGUCUUCCAUGGUUAUACUACAUUCCCUACAUCUGCCAAUGCAGGAGACGGAUCUAGAGGACCGUCGAUACCCCCCUUGAUACGAGACAGUGGACUGGGAAGCCUAGGGAGACGCUCGGCGGUUGCGACUUCAGUCCAUAAGGCUGAAGAAGUCGAAGACGACGAUGACGAACGCAAUCCAAGCCAGGAAGCACUCUUCGGAGCAUUGCCUGACGGGAAGCGGCGCAAAUUCAUACUUGUUGACGACCCGCAAAGGGGUUGUCGCGUCCGUGUCAAGGUUAUGCUGGACCAAGUUAACAUGAACGAAAUUCCCGAUUCAUACCGGAUGUCUAACUCGGUGUAUCCCCGGACCUACUUCCCCGUGCAAAUGAAACAUCCACGUGGCCGAGUCGAUCUUGGAAGAAGAUAUUUCAAGGAUGACCGCCAAACUGAUGACGACCAAGAGACUGCGACAGUCGGAAGGAUCCUAGUUCCAGCACCCCAGGCAGAUGAUGGCGGCGAAAUCGCCGUUCCUAAGCUGACUAGAGGACGGCACAGGAAGGAGGUUCUGCUUAACGACUUGGGUUACCGAAUGAGUUGGAGUCAAAGUCGAGUCUUCGCUGGGCGGCCGUUGUUUCUUCAACGCUCUCUGAAGGAAUACUCAAUAGCUAACUUUAUCUCCUUGCUUUCUUUUUUGGGAACAGUUGACGCAUACCGGAACAAGAUGCGCAGCACCAUGCUAGCUGCAGGCCGAGACCCCUCCUCCAUUCCUCGCCAUUUCGAGACCCGGGCCGGAAAGCGAAGGUUCCUCGAGCGCAGGCAGCGGCAGGGGGUGUCUGCAUCUCAACGGAGCGCAGAAGAAGUUGAAGCGUGA